Messenger RNA from Pseudoliparis swirei, 2701 nucleotides. It is a transcript of the gene plppr1, whose product is annotated as phospholipid phosphatase related 1. Gene Ontology annotation, molecular function: phosphatidate phosphatase activity. Bases 137 to 1084 code for a protein of 315 amino acids. NCBI's taxonomy places the organism in Eukaryota, Metazoa, Chordata, Actinopteri, Perciformes, Liparidae. The record is from RefSeq and is a predicted model, not a curated record. Gene Ontology annotation, biological process: phospholipid dephosphorylation; signal transduction; phospholipid metabolic process. The transcript is spliced from 8 exons.
UUCGCCCCUCUUCUCCUCCUUUCCCCCCCCUUUCCUUUCUCUAAUGGAUUCUCCUUUUCUCCGGUGCACCGCUUUAUCCCAUCGCGAGUGAGCCGCCGCGAAUCCCGAGAGGAGAAGUCUCCCGACAGGAGACAGCAUGGCGUCCAACAACACCCUGCGCAGCUACUCCAUCAUCCCAUGUUUCAUCUUUGUGGAGCUCGUCAUCAUGUCCGGCACGGUGUUGUUGGCCUACUACAUGGAGUGCACGGACCUGUUCAGCGUGCACGUGCAGGGCUUCUUCUGCAACGACGCCGAGCUGAUGAAGCCGUACCCCGGCACAGAGGAGUCUGGCUUCAUCCCCCCCCUCAUCCUUUACUGUGUGGUGGCUGCCGCUCCCACCACUGUGAUUUUCAUCGGAGAGGUGUCCAUGUAUGUGAUGAAGUCGACGAGGGAAGCUCUCCUGGCCCAGGAGAAAACCAUCGUGACAGGAGACUGUUGUUACCUCAACCCCCUCAUCCGCCGCGUCAUACGCUUCGUCGGUGUGUUUGCGUUCGGUCUGUUUGCCACAGACAUCUUCGUCAACGCGGGCCAGGUGGUGACCGGAGGCCUCUCGCCCUACUUCCUGUCCGUCUGCAAGCCCAACUACACCGGCACCGAGUGCCGCUUUAAUCACCAGUUCAUCGUCAACGGCAACCUCUGCACCGGGAACCCCGUUGUUGUGGAGAACGCUCGCCGGUCGUUCCCAUCCAAGGACGCUUCGCUGAGUGUAUACUCCGCUGUUUACCUGACGAUGUACAUCACCAGCACCAUCAAGACCAAGUCCAGCCGCCUGGCCAAGCCGGUGCUCUGUCUGGGCACGCUCUGCUCGGCCUUCCUCACCGGCCUCAACCGAGUCUCAGAGUACCGAAACCACUGUUCGGACGUCGUGGCCGGAUUUAUACUGGGAUCGGCCAUUGCUCUGUUUCUGGGUAUAUGUGUUGUGAACAACUUCAAAGGCGUCCACAGUGCAGCGGCUAAACAGAAAACCGAAGACUACCGUGGUCUUCCUCUGAUGACGUUCCCCCGCGUAGAGAGCCCUCUGGAGACCCUCAGCGCACAGCAAUGACACAUGUUCAGAAGAACAUACAGGCAUGACGUUUUGCACGACACCCCUGUCCUCCUUCCCAAACGCACACAACCUCACACAGAGCACUCCUGACACUGUUUGACAGUUAUUUCUUCUACUUCUCCAUUUCCACUCCUUUCCUCCUCUGUCUACUUUCUUUUCUUUUCUCUGUCAAUCCUUUCUACCUCUAUCUCCAUCCUCCCCUCCUCCCACCACGUCCAUUUUUCAGAACCACUCGGCAUCGAUGACGGAGGUCACAUGACUAAGGGGGCAGGACCGGGUCACGUUUGCGUCUCCACAGCACUUCCAGACACAAUGACGAGGACGCAUGCCACGUGGCUCUGAAUGCUUCACAAAAACAUUGCUGAUAUAUCUGUUUAAUUCACCCGAGGGACAAAAUACACAAUGUUUCUAACGGUUCUCAUCUCGUUGGGCUCUGCUCGAUUCGAUCUGCCAAGGCACAUCCAUUGCAUCGGUGACAAAUCACCAGCAAACUGAAGCACAGAUUGUUUAUCCAGAUAUUUGGAACCAUUUGAAACAUGGGGUAUUAUUUUCCCUCCACGGUGCGCUGUUUGUAGUUCGAGGGCGGUGUUUUGUACAUUUUGUAUGAGCGAGUGCUGUAGCCUAUCCUGAUGGCGCACUUCCUGUCAGCUGACUCCCGCUGUUUUACAUCACAUCCUGUCAGGUGACUUGUCGAUCACCACAUCUAUCCCCUUCAGUCUGAAAAAUGUGCUAUGGAUACAAUAUUGAUGUUGUUGUUCUGUGAUGUUUGUCAUUUGUACAGAAAAAAAAUGACAGAAUCCUUCUUUUUAUUAUCUCUCUCUGUACAUUAAUUGACCGUGUCAGGUCAUAUUUUGUAAAGAUUUUUGUCAAUCUGUAUGACUAUUAUGAUCCAUUUGGACCUGUUGCCUGCUGUGUAAACCUGGAUAUGUUUUGGUAUCAGUUUAGGUGUUUUGGGGAAUGAACCCUCUCCCCUUUGGAGGAAACGACAAGGAAGAGUCAGUGACAUCCUCCAAGUCAGAAAAUGGGGUUUGGCACUUAUAGUGCCAUGCUAUGAGCCACAAUGAGUAGGAAAUAAGUUGAAACUAUGAGAGCGUUUCACCUCAAUUUCCUGAUUCCCUGUGAUGUCAACGGGAUCUUGUUCUGCAGAGGUCCAGAGGGGCUAGCCUGUACCAGAUGCACCUGAGGAUUUCACUGGUAUGCUGUACAAAUACAUUUAACCUGAAGUUGCAGUAGCAGACAUCCUGAUAAAGGACAUUGAAAAAAAGAGAAAAGAAGACUGAAAUGCUCUUUCGAGUGAUUUACUAAAGGCGUGGCUAGCCCUCUUAUUGGAAACCAGAAUGACUCGUGCUUCACUUAUCCUCCUUGAGGCCCCCCCCCCCCGACCCACCAGUGGAUUGUGAUGCAAUGUUGUGACUCCAUUUCCUGUCGGAAGAUACGCCUAGCAUGAAGAGAGAGGUCAAGAUGUUUUUAGAGAUAUCCAUGAUUUCAAUUAUCCUCAUUAUCAUUGUGAUUAUCAACGUUUUUUUACUUUAAGAACAAAAAAAAAGUGUUUCAUUUGAGAAAUGCUACAAAUAUAUAUUUUCUUCGUUUGACCACAAAUUAAAUAGUCAGUAG